AUGUGCAAGAGCAUCCUUUCCUGGCACAAGGAGCUCCAUGACCUCUCCUCCCUCUUCGAGAAACGCAUGUCGUCACAGGCUGAUUCCAGUCCCUCGAACGAGAGGGAAUUCUGGAUCAAAGUCGAGAAAGUGAUGACCAGUGUAUCGGAGCAAACAAAGAUGCAGGAGGUUGAUCUAACGCUAGAAGUCGUGAAGAAGCUGAAGAUCCGUGGGCACAUCCCCAAGCAGUUCGAAGAAGAUGUGGCAACUCUGCACUCAAAGCUAGACCAUGCUCAGAAGAUCAAUAUCCUCAUGAAAGACUUUCCCGUCAACGAAGUGCAAACAGCACCGGACUUCCAAACUGUGGGCGGCGCUGUGCUCAAGGUUUUUGAACAUCUGAAGAAGCACUUGCUUCGCUCCCGCUAUCCCAUCUCCCGAGCUGGCUUCUUGCUAGAAUCAGUGUCUGCAGACUUGAACCGGAAACUUCAGGAAAUCCUCAAGCGCAAGAUGUUGAUGGAUCUGAAAUAUGACGACUUCGUGAAAGUCUUUGAGAGCUGCAAGAGCAUCUUUGACGCCUGGGAGGCGAAGGAGCGAGACUUCAUCAGCGACACGAGCAAGUUCAGGAAACUGAGCAAGGACGCUUCCUCCGACAGCGACAAGCUGAACCUCGAGCACCAGAGGCUGGCAGACAGGCUGUCAGCCGUCUCUUCCUUCCGAACCAGCCACGAGAACCUCAAGCUGGUGAUCGUCAAGGUGAUGAACUCGUCGGACAGGAGGGGGCAGAAGCACGCGGGACUGUCAAACUUGCAGUUCAAUGCCUUGCAGGUCCUCAAAGAAGCCUUUGACAUCGUCCGCUCGCUGGAUGUCCUUGACAUCUCGAAGGAAGGGCAGGACGCGUGGGAGGCUGCUUCCUCCCAGUACCUCGACAUGAUCGAGCGGGUUGAGUCGCAGAUGACGAUGACGCUGCGGAACAGCCUCGGGGCAGCAAAGGAUGCGAAGGAGAUGUUCAAGAUCUUCUCUGUCUUUAGCCCUCUGCUAGUCCGGCCGAGAAUCAGGUCGGCGAUCCAGGAGUACCAGAACAAGCUUCUGCUACAGGUGAAAGACGAUGUCAAAUCUCUGCAAGAGCGCUUCAAGAGGAAGUACGCUUCCUCCGAAGCUCUCCGCAUGUCCCACGUACUCGACCUCCCCCCUGUCGCCGGUUCCAUCCUGUGGGCCCGGCAGGUGGAGCGCCAGCUGAAGAUGUACAUGCAGAGGAUUCAGGAUGUGAUAGGGGAGGGCUGGGAGGAGCAUCCGGAGGGUCAGAAGCUGAAGCAUGAGGGGGACGCGUUCAGGGAGAAGCUGGACGUGACUCAGAGGUUUAGGAAGUGGCAGGAGGAGGUUCUCAACGGCAACCAGCUCCUGAUCGACUCGUACAACACGGACACUUUCCUCUCCCACCCGUUCCGCAUCUCCGUCACUGCGCAGAACGAGGUUUCUCUCGAGGUGAACUUUGACUCGAAUCAGAUCUCUCUCUUCAAAGAGGUCAAGAGCCUCGCGCUGCUGGGCUUCAAGAUCAUCCCAUCCAUCGAGAAAUAUUCCCUCGAGCUAAAGAAGAUCUUCCCCUUUGCCACCUCCAUCUCUGAAGCCAUUCGGAUCUACUUCCAGGCCUCCUCCACGGUUGACGCCACCGUUCACGUGCUGCUGGCGAGGGACAGGCGGAGGAUGCACAACCUGAUCAAGAUCGGGAUCGAUCAGAAGGUCUUCCCCUGCCCCAAGGACAUUCAGCGAGAAGUUCUGAGAGACUUUGAGAAGUUUCCAAACUUCCUCGAAGACUUUCUGAGGAGAAGAGAAUUCGACCACCUGGAGAUUUACUCCCGCAAGCUCUACGAGUGUGCUCUCUCCUUUCAAGGUAAAGUCCAUGCGGUCCACGCCAGGUACUCGACGUUGGACUCACUGAUUCAGAGCUUGAAGACGUGUCAAGUCGACAAGAAGUCCUUCCAAACAAUCAUGUCAGCCAUACAGACCUCAGUGUCGGAUCUAGAGCUUGAGGGCUACUCGAACUUGUCAAGUUGGGUGGAUGAUCUUGACAAGAGGAUUGAGCAGAUUCUCUCGGAGAGGCUCAUGGAGAUCGUGAGCAGUUGGGUCAUGUCAAUCCGCGCCAUGUCAGACGACGUUGAGGUCCCAGCAGAGGUCCAAGCAGAGGUGGCAGGGGAGGAGGGAAAGUCGUUCUCUACAUUUCUCGACCUCGUCUCCAGCUCCAGGACCCGCCACGAGAUCAAGAUCCGAGACUCUAUCCUGCAGGUGGAGCCUCCGAUGGAGGCGGCGAGGGCGAGGCUGUUGGACAACUUCUCGGACGCACUCUCGAUUAUCGGAGACCUUGACAGGGUCAAGCACACGGCCUACUCCGAGUUCACCGAUACCAACAUGGCAGACGCCUCCAGUGCCAAGUUUAAGGACCUUGUCUUGAAGCUCCCGGCCGACCUGAUGUGCAAAGUAUUCGACCUGGUGGACCAGCUCGUGCUGUCCUCGGGCAAGUACGCCAGCUCCUGGCUCAACUACCAGGCCCUGUGGGACAUCGACACGUCAACCGUGAUCUCGAAGCUGCAGGACCAGGUGGAGGACUGGCUGGACGUGCUGAACCAGCUCAGGGCGUCGCGGUCGAUCUUUGACACGGUCGAGACUGAGAAAUCCUUCGGCCCGGUCACCAUCGACUUCUCCAAGGUGCAGCAUGGGGUAGCGAUGAAGUACGACAUGUGGCAUAAGGAACUUAUCGUAGCCUUCAGCUCAAUCCUCCUCGAAAAGUUCCGCCAGAGGUUCAAUGAGAUCCACCAGUGCAGGGUCCAGCUGGAAGACCAGCUGUUUGUCCAGGAGACUUCGCAGGCCGUCCUGUUCCUGACCCUCAUGCAAGACCUCGAGAGCCGCAAAGAAGUCUGGGAAAGGGACAACCAGACGUUCGGGCGAGCUGAGCGGACGCUGAGCAAGCACAGGUUCCGGUUCCCCUCCGACUGGUUCUAUUUCGAGAACGUGGAAGGGGAGAUGAUGGCAUUUAUGCAAAUCUUCACCAAGAAGGAGCAGGAGCUCAAGGUGGAGAUCCCGAGCCUCAGGUCCAAGGUGAGCGAGGAAGACAUCGUCGUCUCUGAAAGGAUCAAGACCUUCGUGUCGGACUGGAGCUCGAACAAGCCGCUGCAAGGAGGAAUCGUUCCCUCCGUCGCUCUCAACAACUUGUCCAUCAUGCAAUCCAACGCCGUGGAGCUGCAGCAGAGCUCGACGCGGCUGGUGCGGGCCAAGGAGAUCCUGGGGAUGGAGCACGUGGAGGCGGAUCGGCUGAGUGUGGUGGUGGAGGAGAUAACGGACCUGAAGGAAGUUUGGCGAAGUCUGGUGGAGCCCUGGGAGAAGCUGCAGGCGCUGGGGGAGACGGCAUGGAACGCGGUCAUGCCAAGGAAGGUGCGAGCGGCACUUGACGACAUCCUGCAGUCCCUCCGGGACCUCCCGACGCACGUGCGGCAGUACGCGGCGUAUGAGCACAUCAGCAGGAGGUUGAAGAGCCUGGCGAAGGCCAACGUGCUGCUGGUGGACUUGCGGUCGCAGGCGAUGAAGGAGCGACACUGGGAGCUGCUGGGCCAGAGGCUGGGGGUGCGAUGGCUGAUGAGCGAGAUGACUCUGAGCUCGGUGUGGGAGUCAGACCUGGAGGCGAACGAAGGAACGUUCAAGGAAGUGAUCGCCAUGGCGCAAGGAGAGCUCGGGCUCGAGGAGUUCCUGAAGCAGAUCCGAGAGCACUGGCAAGCUCUCUCGCUGGAGCUCGCGCCGUACAAGCAGAAGGUGUCGCUGAUCCGAGGAUGGGACGAGCUGUUCUCGAAGCUGAACGAGAACAUCAGCAGCCUGUCCUCGAUGAAGAGCUCUCCCUACUACAAGGUGUUUGCGGAGGAGGCGAGCUCGUGGGAGGGGAAGCUGAUGAAGAUGCGGGAAGUUCUGUCUCAGUGGUGCGACGUGCAGAGGAGGUGGGUGUACCUGGAGGGAAUCUUUGUGGGCAACGCAGAUAUCAAGUUCCAGCUUCCCAUGGAGUUCUCCCGCUUUCGGACCAUCGACAACGACUUCAUCUCCCUCAUGCGCAACGUGGCGAAGCUCAGCCUCGUCAUGGACGUCAUGAACAUCAAGGACCUGUCGAGCUGGCUGGCGCGCAUCGACGACCUGCUGAUGAAGAUACAGAAGUCGCUGACCGAGUACCUGGAGAAGAAGCGCUCCUCCUUCCCGCGCUUCUACUUCGUUGGGGACGAGGACCUCCUCGAGAUCAUCGGCAACGGCAAGAACCCUCCCGCCAUCCAGCGGCACCUCCGCAAGAUGUUCUCGGGUAUCCAUCAGAUCGGCACGGCAGGAGAGGAGGGGAGGAUAGAGUCUGUCUCCUCCUCCCAGGGGGAGACCGUCCGCUUCAAGGCUAAGAUCCUCUACUCUGAGCAGACCGAAGUCAACGCGUGGCUGUCGGAGAUGGAGAAGGAGGUCAGGACUACCCUGUGCGAGGGGCUGGCCGUGAGCCUCAGCGUCUUUGAGCCGAUUCUGAGACGAGAGGGCAUGAAGAGAGAGGAACUGUUCAAGUGGAUGGAUAGCUUUCCUGCGCAGAUCUUGAUCCUGUCACUGCAGAUUCAGACAUGCUCUUUGAUCGAAGAAGACCUUUCCUCCUCCUCCUCCUCCUCCUCCUCCUCCUCCUCCUCCUCCUCCUCCGUGUUGAGCCGAUCCUCCUCCAAGUGCAAGGAGUUGUUAGAGACUCUUGCCGAGUCGAUCGCCUCUGAGAUGACUUUCCUCACGCGCAAGAAGAUUGAGAGCUUCGUGGUUGACCUCGUUCACAGUCAGAAUGUCGUCACCUCGCUUCAAGACAAGAAAGUUUCCAGCCCCUCGGACUUCGCCUGGCUGUACUUCAUGCGCUUCUACUUCAACUCUACCGAGGUCAACCUGCUGGAGCAAGUCAGCAUUUCCGUCGCCAACGCUCGCUUCCUCUAUGGCUUCGAGUACCAGGGCGCCAUCGAUCGCAUCGUGCAGACUCCCCUCACCGACAAGGCCUACCUCACCCUCACCCAGGCUCUUCACAGCAGGAUGGGCGGCAGCCCCUUCGGGCCUGCGGGGACGGGCAAGACGGAGACGGUCAAGGCCCUGGCCAACCAGCUGGGGAGGUUCGUGCUGGUGUUCAACUGCGAUGAGUCGUUCGACCUGCAGGCCAUGGGCAGGAUAUUGCUGGGACUGUGCGAGACCGGAGCAUGGGGCUGCUUCGACGAGUUCAACAGGCUCGAGGAGCGGAUCCUGUCCGCCGUCUCGCAACAGAUCCUGACGAUCCAGUCGGCGGUGCGAGAGGGGAGGAGGGAGAUCGAGCUCAUCGGUCGGAGCCUCAACCUAAACCCCAGCAUCGGCAUCUUCGUGACCAUGAACCCGGGGUAUGCAGGGAGGAGCAACUUGCCUGACAACUUGAAGCAGCUGUUCCGUAGCGUCGCCAUGACGAAGCCGGACUCAGAAAUGAUCGCACAGAUCAUGCUCUACACUCAAGGCUUCCGCCAUGCCAGGCUGCUGUCGAGGAAAGUCGUUCCCCUCUUCCGCCUGUGCUCCGACCAGCUCUCCUCCUGCGUCCACUAUGACUUCGGUCUCCGUGCCCUCAAGAGCGUCCUGGCAGGUGCCGGGCAGGCGAAGAGGGGCAUGAAGAUGCAGACGAACAAGGAGGGGGAGGAGGAGGAGAUUCUCAUCAAGAGCAUCUGCGGUGCUGUGGUGCCGAAGCUGCUUCCGGACGACAUCUCCCUCUUCUCCAGCCUCCUCCUCGACGUGUUUCCCAACGCGCAGGUCAAGGGCUUCUCGGACGAUACCUUGCUCCCCCACAUCGAAGCUGUCUGUUCUGACUACGGCUACACCGCCAGCCCUCAGUUCGUCGAGAAGCUGAUGCAGCUGCAGCAGACUCUCUCCAUCCACCAUGGCGUCAUGCUGGUCGGCCCCUCGGGCACCGGCAAGUCAGUCGCCUGGCGGAUCCUCUUCGAGGCUCUCGAGAGGAUGGAGAGGAAGGCCUCGCCGUCCUUACCCUCAGCGAGCAGAUUCUUCCAGCUCGACCCCAAGGCCGUGGCCAAGAACUCGCUGUACGGGUCGCUAGAUCCGACGACGAGGGAGUGGAAGGAUGGCAUCUUCACGAGUAUCCUGAGGAAGAUCGUCGAGAACUUGCGAGAGGAUCAGCCAGGUCGCCAGUGGAUUGUAAUGGACGGGGACGUUGACCCCGAGUGGGUAGAGAACCUCAACAGCGUACUGGACGACAACCGUCUCCUCACCCUCCCGAACGGCGAGAGGAUUAGCCUCCCUCCCUCCUGCAGGAUCAUCUUCGAGGUCGAGGAUCUCGAGCACGCGACUCUUGCUACCAUCUCCAGGUGCGGCAUGGUUUGGUUCGGGGAGAACACUCUCUCCCUCCCCCAGCUGCUCGAUCGCGCUCUGGUGUGCGUGCGGGGGGGCAUCCAGCCAAGCUCGUGGGUGGACUUGAGCUCGGCACCCCAGCAAGAGCUGGAGAGCGUCUGCGCGUCUGCCAUCGAGCCCUUGCUGAAGGCUGACGAGCUGGUGGAUCAGGCGAUGAGACACGCGGCGGGGCUGGAGCAUGUCAUGCCCUUCUGCCGUCAGCGAGCGCUGGCUGCCCUUGUGAGCCUGCUCUCCACCUCCAUCACGGCGAUCGCCGAGUACAACGCGGACCAUCCCAGCUUUCCGCUGAGCAGGAGCACGAUCGAGAAGCUGAUGAGGAAGCAGCUUCUGCUCGCGACCAUCUGGGGGCUCGGAGGAUGCCUGCAGCUGUCGGAGAGGAACAAGUUCGCUCAGUUUGUCUGCAGCGUGUCCUCAGUUCCCCUUCCUCCCACCGGCGAAGCUGACAUCCUCGACUUCGAGGUGAACAUGGAGGAUGGAGAGUGGACGAGCCUGGAGAGGAAAGUUCCCAACAUUGAGCUUGACGCGCACAAGAUCGCCUCCUCCGACGUCCUCGUCCCAACGCUGGACACCGUGAGGCACGAGCAGCUGCUCCAAAGCUGGCUGAGGAGCAGGAGACUCUCGAUCCUCUGCGGGCCCCCAGGGAGCGGGAAGACAAUGACGAUCGCAUCGACCUUGCGCUCCCUCCCCGAUGUCGAGCUUGUGUCUCUCAACUUUAGCAGCACCUCCUCCCCCGACCUUCUGCUCAAGACCUUCGAGCACUAUUGCACGUAUAUCAAGACAAUGGAGGGAGCGAUUCUGGUGCCGCAGGUCAGCGGCAAGUGGCUGGUGAUCUUCUGCGACGAGAUCAACCUGCCGGAGACGGACAAGUACGGUACCCAGCAUAUCAUCUCCUUCCUCCGCCAGAUCGUCGAGCUCGGAGGCUUCUGGAGGCCCAAGGACCUGACGUGGGUGAAGAUGGAGAGAGUUCAAGUCGUCGGGGCCUGCAACCCUCCCACUGACGUCGGGAGACAUGCGCUUUCUUCUCGUUUCCUUCGCCACGCCUCCCUCCUCUACGUCGACUUCCCAGGUCGAGAGUCCCUUCGGCAGAUCUACGGGACGCUGUGCAGGUCGCUGCUGAAGUUGUCGCCCUCCCUCCGAUCGUUUUCCGACUCCGUGGCGUCCGCCAUGAUCGAAGUGUACGAGACGUGCAAGAAGCAGCUGAGAAGAGAUGCGCACGCCCACUACAUCUUCAGCCCCAGGGAGCUGUCCAGGUGGAUGAGGUCGUUGUAUGAGGUUAUGAGACAAAAAGAUCUGAUCAGUGCCGAGACUCUCGUCCAGCUGCUCCUCCAUGAGGGGCUCAGACUCUUCGCCGACCGGCUGGUGGAGGAGGAGGAGAGGCAGUGGGUCGACCGGACGAUGGACGAGGUUCUGUCAAACAAUUUCUUCGGAAUCGACAUGGGCGCUGCUCUUGCUCGCCCUGUCCUGUUCUGCAACUGGUUGUCAAAGGACUACUCGGUUGUCGACAGGGCGAACCUGAGGGAAUUCCUAAAGGCAAGGCUCAAGGUCUUCUACGAGGAGGAACUCAACGUCCCCAUCGUUGUCUUCAACCAAGUCAUCGACCAUGUCCUCCGCAUCGACCGCGUCCUCCGCCAGCGCUUCGGCCACUGCCUCCUCAUCGGAGCCAGUGGGGCUGGUAAGACAGUCCUGUCGCGCUUCGUGGCAUGGAGCGGGGGACAUUCGGUGUUCCAGAUCAAAGCGCACCAGGGGUACAAGCAGGCAGACUUCGAGGAGGACCUGAGGAAGGUCAUGAAGCGAGCAGGCUGCAAGGGGGAGAGCGUGUGCUUCAUCUUCGACGAGAGCAACAUCCUCAGCUCGGGCUUCCUCGAGCUGAUGAACGCACUGCUGGCUUCAGGCGAGGUGCCAGGGCUCUUCGACGGGGACGAGUGGUCGUCCCUGAUGCAGCUGUGCCGGGAGUCGGCGCAGCGGGAGGGCUUCAUGCUCGACACAGAGGAGGAGCUGUACAAGAGGUUCACCGACGAGGUCCAGCGGAACCUACACGUCGUCUUCACUAUGAACCCUUCCAACGCUGAGUUCACCAGUCGCACCGCCACGUCUCCUGCCCUCUUCAACCGAUGUGUGGUGGACUGGUUCGGAGACUGGACAGAGGAGGCACUGAAGCAGGUAGCUGAGGAGUUCACCGAGGCGCUGGACCUGGAGGCAGGAUGGGAGGAUGGCGAGAGGAGGAGGCUGCGGUCGGGGCUGAUAGAGAGCCUGUGCUUCGUUCACCAGGAGGCGACGAGGAUGUGCGAGGAGCUGAAGAGGAAGGACGAGCUGAGGCUUCACAUCACCCCGCGGCACUACAUCGACUUCAUCCAGCAGUUUGUCAAGCUCUUCAGCGAGAAGAAGUCAGAGAUUGAAGACCAGCAGCUGCACCUUCACGUAGGGCUCAAGAAGCUGCAGGACACCCAGGAGGCCGUGCAGGUGCUGAACCAGAGCCUCGAGGCGACGAGGACCGAGCUGACGGCCAAGGAGAAGGCGGCGAACGAGAAGCUGCAGCAGAUGGUUCACGACCAGCAGGAAGCUGAGAAGCAGAAGAAGCAGACGAGCGAGGUCAGGGAGGAGGUGGAGCAGCAGCAGCAGGAGAUCCAGAGGAGGCAGUCGGAGGUCUCGCAGGAGCUGCUGGAGGUUGAGCCUGCUGUGCAGGAGGCGAAGUUGGCGGUGCAGAACAUCAAGAAGUCGCAGCUGGAUGAGGUAAGAUCGAUGAUGAACCCGCCAGCUGGGGUCAAGGUGACGAUGGAGGCGAUAUGCGUCAUGCUCUUCGACGUGAGGAAGCCGACGUGGGACGAGAUCCGCAAGCACAUCAGGAGGGAAGACUUCAUCCCCGGCAUCCUCAACUUUGACACCGAGGCGUUCAAGAGCGACGGCGGCCGCAUGAAGGCCGUUGCCUCGUUCCUGGACGACCCGGAGUUCACCUUCGAGCACAUCAACAAGUCCUCCAAGGCCUGCGGCCCUCUUGUCAAGUGGGUCUGCGCGCAGCACAAGUUCGCCAGCAUCCUGGAGAAGGUCGCGCCGCUCAGGAAGGAGGUCAAGCAGCUGCAGGAUGCUGCGAGCGAGUCCGAGCGCCGACUGGGGGAGCUCUCGGCGCUAGGGGAGGAGCUGGAGGAGAAGAUCGCGAGCUACAAGUCGGAGUAUGCUGUGCUCAUCAGCGAGACGCAGGUGCUCAAGGGGGAGAUGGCGCGGGUGCACGAGAAAGUUUCGAGGUCGGUCUCCCUCCUCCACAACCUUAUCGGGGAGAAGGAGAGGUGGGAGAAGCAGUCAAACUCAUUCGGCUCCUCCAUCGUCACCCUCGUCGGGGACGUCCUCUUGUCUUCCGCUUUCCUCGCCUACUUCGGCAUGUUUGACCAGGAUGCUCGCUCUUCGCUCUUGAGGAGGACCCUUCAAUUCCUCAACAAGGUCGGGCUGCCGGCAAAGGAAGAUUUGAGCUUUGCAGAGUAUCUCAGCAAGCCGGACGAACGUCUCUGCUGGCUGUCACUCGGUCUUCCUUCCGACUCGCUCUUCGUCGACAACGCUGUGAUGCUCAAGAGAUACAACCGCUACCCCAUGGUCGUCGACCCCUCGGGCCAGGCUACCUCCUUCCUCAUGCGGCUGCACAGCGAGCGGCAGAUCAUGAAGACCUCGUUCCUCGACGCCUCCUUCAUGAAGCAUCUCGAGAGCGCCCUGCGCUUCGGCACCCCCAUCCUCGUCACCGACGUGGAGCGCGUCGACCCCAUCCUCAACCCCAUCCUCAACCGCGAGAUCUCCAAGAACGGAGGAAGGGUCCUCGUGCGCCUCGGCAGCCAGGACAUCGACUUCUCCCCCUCCUUCGCUCUCUUCCUGAGCACGCGCGACCCCUCCUGCCACUUCAGCCCCGACCUGUUCAGCCGCGUCUCCCUCAUCAACUUCACCAUCACCCCAGCUGGACUCCAGGACCAGACGCUGAGCCUGGUGCUGAGAUCGGAGCGGCCGGACGUGGAGCAGGAGCGGGAGGACCUGCUGAAGCUCCAGGGGGAGUACAGGCUGAGGCUGAACCAGCUGGAGAAGGCCCUGCUGCAAGCUCUCUCCGACGCCAGUGGCAACAUCCUCGACGACGACACAGUGAUCGCCUCCCUGGAAAGGAUCAAGAAGGAGAGCCAGGAGGUGGAGGAGAAGAUCGCGCAGCAGGGGGAGACGCAGGAGCGGAUCGAGGAGGUAACAAGACUCUUCGAGCCCUUCGCUGCCACCAGCGCGCGGGUAGAAGUUCACUUCCUCUAUCACUUCUCCGUCCAGACCUUCAUGCACAUCUUCUCUCGCGUGACGGAGGAGGCGAAGGCUGACCAGUCCCCCGACCGCACAGACCUCCUCCUCCGCCUCCUCUUCAAGAUCACCUUCGAUCACGCUAGCGUCUCCCUCCUCGAGCGGCACAAGCUCCUCCUCGCCCUUCGCUUCGCCCAGCUGAAGCUGCUGGGCUCUCAGCUCGAGCUGGAUACCUCGGACCUCAACUUUCUCUUUGGCAAGUCUGCCGCCGCCAAUGUCGCCAUGCUCAGCAAGUCGAGCAAGUUCGCGUCUCUGCCUGACCUCAUCUGCAGCGACGCCUCCUCCUGGUCUUCCUUCCUCUCCUCCGAGCAUCCUGAGCAGCAGCUGCCCUGCUCCUGGACCGGCGACUCCCCCGUUGACGUGGACGUGGCAUGGCGGCGGGUUCUGGUCUGCCAUGCCCUCCGGCCGGAUCGCCUGCAGGCAGCCUGCGGUCUCUUCGUCGAGCGAGUCCUCGGCAGCGACUUCCUCGCCUCUUCCUCCCCUGAGCUCCGCCAGAUCCUCGACAGCAGCCCCGCCAACCAGCACACCUUCAUCCUCUCCUCCUCUGCCGGCUUCGACACCAGCAGCCGCGUCGAGCGACUCGCGCGGGACCUCAGAGUCUCCUGCGACACGCUGGCGAUGGGAUCGCCCGAGGGCUACGAGCAGGCAGAGAAGCUCAUUGCGUCCGCUGCCUCCAGGCAAGGGGCGUGGGUCCUCCUCAAGAACGUCCACCUCGCCCCCAGCUGGCUGCUGCAGCUGGAGAAGAAGAUGCACCGCAUCGACCCCCUGCCCGGGUUCCGCCUCUUCCUCACCAUGGAGUUCUCCUCGCAGGUCCCGCAGAGCCUCUUGCUCAGCUCUAGAGUCGUCGUGUACGAGCCGCCGGUGGGGAUCAGAGCCAGCCUGCUGCGCUCCAUGACGUCGUCGAGAUCGCAGAGGAUGGAGGAGGAGCCGGCUGAACGCUCUCGCCUCCACCUCCUCCUCUCCUGGGUCCACAGCGUCAUCAUGGGGAGGAUGCGCUACUGCCCGCACGGGUGGUCCAAGAGCUACGAGUUCAGCGAGGUGGACCUUAGGAGCGCAGCAGACAUAAUCGACGAGUGGGUCGAUAAGCUGGCGGCCGGAAGGUCCAACGUGGCGCCUCAGAGGCUGCCGUGGGAGGCGAUACAGGCCCUGAUCUCCUCGACCUGCUACGGGGGAAGGGUCGACAACGAGUUCGACCUCUCCAUCCUCAACUCGCUCCUCCUCCGCCUCUUCCAUCCCUCCUCCUACUCCCUCGACUUCUCUCCCAUCCCCCUCCCCGCCGAGUCGGGGCUCCUCAAGCUCCCCGAGGGACGAGGGACAGAUUCAUUCCUGCAGUGGAUCCAUUCCUUGCCCGAGCGGGAGGAGCCCGCCUGGUUGGGCCUGUCCUCCGACUCCGACCUCCUCCUCCUCGCCCGAGAAUCCGAGAAGAUGCUAGGGGAGUGGGAGGAGCUGCUCAACAGCUACUCGGGCGACGAGCGACUGGUCGACUCAGCGCAAGUGAGGAAGCAGGAGAAAGUUCCACGCUGGACCAAGACCAUCGUCAGCAUGGCGGAGAAGUGGGAGCAAGAGCUGCCUGCUGCUGUCGAGACUAAGUUUGACCCCAAAAGUGGGGACGCUGUGCUGCGCUUCUUGAGCAGAGAGAGCGACAUUGCGGUCAACCUUCUCAACCUCGUUCGCGCUGACAUCAGCAGCAUCCUCUCCUGCCUUCGCGGCGACGCUGCUCUCACUAACCACGUGCGGGAAGUGAUCUCCGACCUGAGGAGAGGACUCGUGCCCAAGACCUGGUCAAGGUGA
Molecule: messenger RNA, 12489 nt
Organism: Guillardia theta CCMP2712
Lineage: Eukaryota; Cryptophyceae; Pyrenomonadales; Geminigeraceae
Exons: 12
Coding region: 1-12489 (4162 amino acids)
Biological process (GO): microtubule-based movement
Cellular component (GO): dynein complex
Molecular function (GO): minus-end-directed microtubule motor activity; ATP binding; dynein intermediate chain binding
Source: RefSeq, a predicted model, not a curated record